AUGAAGAAGAGACUAAAAAACGGUUGCGCAAUCUUCUCAGUAUUCUAUCCGGUGAUUGAGUUACAUCUUCAAUUCCUGAUUCGCAAUAACAAAGCAGAUCUGCGAUUACUGGAGCGAAUCAAGGAUGAGGUUCGUCAUUCGGUUACACACAAUGCCACAGUUCUGGCGAACGGCCUUAUGCAUUGUGGUACUACCUCAGACCAAUUUUUAAGGGACUAUCUUAACUGGCUAGGAAAGGCUAGGCGAGUUAUAUUUUCUAUAAUCUUUCCUUAUAAAUAUGGUUCUCACAUUUGUAACCUUAAUAUCCUAGGUCAUGAAAAGGAAGCUCUUCGUCUGAUGUCAGCAUAUCUACCCAAAGAAGUCAACGGCAGCUCGGGAUCUGUGUAUACUGAAGGCGGUGGGCUUUUUGCUCUGGGCCUUAUUCACGCUAACCACGGGGCAGGCAUGACAGAAUAUCUUUUGAAUCAAUGUAAAGAGGCUACUUCUGAGCCGGUCCGACAUGGUGCUUGUCUUGGUCUCGGAUUAGCUGCCAUGGGUACUGGCCGCGAAGAUGUUUAUGAGCAAAUCAAAUCCAAUCUUUAUCAAGAUGAUGCAGUGUCAGGUGAGACCAUGUGCUUGGAUUCUGAGGUCACUCAGCUAGAUAAGAGUGAAUCGGCCGGUAUUGGAAUGGGUCUUGUAAUGCUCGGCACUGGUUCUUCUAGAACCAUUGAAGACCUGUACGGUUAUGCAAAAGAGACUGCCCACGAGAAGAUAAUUCGUGGAAUUGCUAUUGGUAUCGCGCUCGUUAUGUACGGAAGACAAGAAGAGGCUGAUCAGCUCAUUGAUAGCCUCACAAAGGACAAUGAUCCAAUUCUCCGAUGGUCAGGUAUGGCCACCAUUGCAAUGGCUUAUUGCGGAACUGGAAAAAAUCGUGCAGUUGAACGUCUUCUUCAUGCGGCUGUUAGUGAUACUAGUGACGAUGUUCGACGAUGGGCCGUCACCUCUCUUGGGUUUAUUCUUUUCAAGUGA
Protopolystoma xenopodis is the source of this 1008-nucleotide messenger RNA. NCBI's taxonomy places the organism in Eukaryota, Metazoa, Platyhelminthes, Monogenea, Polystomatidea, Polystomatidae. The record is from the annotation of a GenBank genome assembly.